CAUAGAUCUAAUUACGUUUGAUUUUCGUGAAAACGAGACAAGUGUUCAGCAGUCUCUCUAUUGUAAAUUCGACUAUUUUGCUUCGUAAAAAUAGGUAAAGGCUCCUCGCACUGAUAACCAAAACACAAAAAUGGCAUCUGGCAGUCUUGACCAGUGGGUCAAGGAUGAGCUCUAUGAUGUCCUUGGGAUCAGUGAUCGGUACAUAGCAGAGUUCCUCGUCGGACUCGCCAAGAGGGCAACAAGUAGUUCAGACCUGGUAGAGAGAAUUAAGGAGACUGGGACCAUUGAUAUCUCAAAUAGCGUGGUCAGCUUCGCUGGAGAGCUCUACAACAAGAUCCCUAGAAAGCAGCAAGCUGUUAAUCCCAAUAGAUUGAAGGAGAAGCAAGCAGUUGAACAAGAACUGAAGAACAGAUCUUACCAGCUCCUCUCGGACGAUGAAGAAGAAGAAGAGCAACUCGUCAGGAUGGUCAGAGAAAAGAGACAGAAGACUACAAAGCGAGAGCACAUCAGGAAACAGAAGAAAGAAAGUAGCGAUGAUGAUAGCGAGCCAGAGCCCAAGAGACAAGCUAUAAAGGAGGAGUCAAGCUCAGAAUCGGACAGUACGGAGGAUGAAGAGAAGGAGAGGAGAAGAGAUCUUGAAGAGAGGGAUGCUUUCGCUGCCAGACUGAGAAACAAGGAUAAGGAACGAACAAAGAAGAAAAGUAACAAGAGCAGCAAGAAGGACCUAGCUGAGGCCAAGAGAAGGCUGGAGGAGGCAGAAGAGGACCGGAAGAAGACGGUUCCAGACAUAAGGAAGGAAUCUCGUCAGAAGUACCUCAAGAUGAGGAGAGAGGAUAAACUCAAGGAGUUAGAAGCCGAUAUCCAUGACGAUGAAUACCUCUUUGCUCAGGAAAGUUUAACAGAGCGUGAGAGAAAAGAGAUGAAGUAUAAGAAGACAGUGCUGGACUUGGCCAAGGAGCAUAAGAGAGCUGGAGAGAAAGAAAGAGAAGGAAGAUAUUAUAUGCCAAGAGAUGAUGAGAAACAAUCUGAGAGGUACGUGGAGCCCGUCGGGGAAGAAGGCGCAGGUAACUAUGAGCAGAAGCGAUGGGAGGAUGAGCAUGUUCGUAAAGGAGAGAUGCACUUUGGAGCUAAGGAUGCUAAACAGAGGCACAAGCAAAAGGAAUAUGACCUUGUGGUAGAUGACUUUGAGGAGAUUGAGUUUGUCGCAGCCUUCACUGCCCCAGGGACCAUGAAAGAGAGUGACGACGAUGAAGACGACGAUGCGCCUAAAAAGAUGUCGGCCUCGGAGAAGAAGAAGCAGUCCAUCCAGGAGGUGAGGAAGAGCCUGCCCAUCUAUCCGUUCCGUGACGAUCUCAUCUCUGCGAUCAGGGACCAUCAGGUCUUGAUCAUCGAGGGUGAAACAGGGUCAGGAAAGACAACACAGAUCACGCAGUACCUGCAUGAGGCUGGUUUUACCAAGAAAGGAAUGAAGAUUGGUUGCACCCAGCCCAGGAGGGUCGCAGCCAUGAGUGUAGCUGCAAGAGUAGCGGAAGAGAUGGGCGUCAAACUCGGCAAUGAGGUUGGAUACAGUAUCAGGUUUGAAGACUGCACGUCAGACCGUACCAUCAUCAAGUACAUGACGGACGGUAUGCUUCUCAGGGAGUUCCUUGGUGAACCCGAUCUUGCUAGCUACAGAGUACUGAUUGUUGAUGAAGCUCACGAGAGGACUCUCCACACCGACAUUCUCUUUGGUCUGGUCAAAGACAUCUCUAGAUUCAGACCGGACCUCAAGCUGCUCAUCUCCAGUGCUACUCUAGACACAGAGAAAUUUGCUGCAUUCUUUGAUGAUGCUCCUAUCUUCAGGAUACCUGGUAGGCGUUACCCUGUGGAUAUCUUAUAUACCAAGGCACCCGAAGCUGAUUUCUUGGAUGCUUGCACGAUCUCGGUGCUUCAGAUCCAUCUGACCCAGCCUGAUGGCGAUUGUCUGGUCUUCUUGACCGGUCAGGAGGAAAUUGAGACGUGCAUGGAAAUGCUACAGGAGAGGGUCAAGAAACUUGGCAACCGGGUGAAGGAGCUCCUGGUCCUGCCCAUCUACUCCACCCUCCCCUCCGACCUCCAGGCCCGCAUCUUCGAGCCCACUCCUCCAGGAGCACGCAAGGUCAUCCUGGCUACCAACAUCGCCGAGACCUCCCUGACGAUAGACGGCAUCAUCUACGUGAUCGAUCCGGGGUUCUGUAAGCAGAAGAGCUACAAUGCACGGACGGGCAUGGAAUCCUUGGUGGUCACUCCAAUCUCAAAGGCAUCAGCCAAUCAGAGAGCAGGACGAGCUGGGCGUGUGGCCGCAGGAAAGUGUUUCCGUCUCUACACAGCAUGGGCCUUCAAGAAUGAACUAGAGGAGAAUACUAUACCAGAGAUCCAGAGGACCAACCUCGGCAAUGUGGUCCUGCUACUCAAGAGCCUGGGAAUCAACGAUCUGAUCCACUUUGACUUCAUGGACCCGCCCCCUCACGAGACCCUGGUCCUGGCCUUGGAGCAGCUCUAUGCCCUGGGGGCCCUCAACCACAAGGGGGAGCUCACCAAGAUGGGCCGCAGGAUGGCCGAGUUCCCCGUCGAUCCCAUGCUGGCCAAGAUGAUCCUAGCCUCAGAGAAGUACAAGUGUUCAGAAGAGAUUCUCAGCAUCACCGCCAUGCUGUCGGUCAACAAUUCCGUCUUCUACCGGCCUAAAGACAAGAUAGUCCACGCCGACAACGCUAGGGUGAACUUCUUCACUCCGGGAGGUGAUCAUCUCACACUGCUCAACGUCUACAACCAGUGGGUAGAGACUGGUUUCUCAACUCAGUGGUGCUUUGAGAACUUCAUCCAGCAUCGAUCGAUGAGACGGGCGCGGGAUGUUCGUGAUCAGCUCCAGGGACUCAUGGAGAGAGUUGAGAUGGAGAUUGUGAGCUGUGGUAUGGAUAGCGUUGUUAUUAGAAAGGCUGUAACUGCUGGUUUCUUCUACCAUACUGCACGCUUCAGUAAGGGAGGUAACUACAAGACAGUCAAGCACCAGCAGACAGUCAUGGUUCAUCCCAAUAGCGGUCUCUUUGAAGAACAACCAAGAUGGCUCAUCUACCAUGAACUUGUCUUUACAACCAAGGAGUUUAUGAGACAGGUGAUAGAGAUAGAGAACGGUUGGUUGCUAGAGGCUGCUCCACACUACUACAAGGCCAAGGAACUAGAGGACGCAUCAAGCAAGAAGAUGCCUAAGGGUGUCGGCAAGUCGGCCGGUAGCUGAUCGGAGUUACAGAAGACUGCUAUCAUAGGAGGAACAGUUAUGGGGGAUGAGUGCUGGCCAUCAUCUGGUAUCGUUGAGAUCGGACUCACUGAGAACAAACUCAAGGACAAACUUAUUCCAGAUUAUGUGCCUUUCUCUUGUCUCUCUUUGAGUCAAACAUUGGGAUAUAUGGGUGUACCUGCCAUCACCCAUUUUGGAUCCGCUAGACCUCACUUAGAUUGAGAAAAAAAAUAUCUCUAUACAUCUUUGUAUCAUCUCUUUCUGUUGAACUUAUCUCUUAGUUGGACUUAACAAUUAUGGA
Molecule: messenger RNA, 3554 nt
Organism: Strongylocentrotus purpuratus (purple sea urchin)
Lineage: Eukaryota; Metazoa; Echinodermata; Echinoidea; Camarodonta; Strongylocentrotidae
Gene: dhx16
Product: pre-mRNA-splicing factor ATP-dependent RNA helicase DHX16
Exons: 22
Coding region: 131-3253 (1040 amino acids)
Cellular component (GO): catalytic step 2 spliceosome; intracellular anatomical structure
Molecular function (GO): ATP binding; RNA binding
Source: RefSeq, a predicted model, not a curated record